UAAAAAAAGCCGUUUUUUUCCCUCUGUACUGUUCAUUAAUCACCUUGGAAACCAACUCGUGAAAAAAGGUUUUUCUUUCUCUGCCCACGGUCCAGCAAUGGCUCAGAAGAACUAUGGUGGAGCCCCCUUUGGCACUCAGACUGCAAGAUUUGACGUAUCAGGGGUCCAUCCUCAGAGCAAAAUGCCCGGGACAUACACGCAGGUCUCCUACUGCAAGAAAGCCACUGCCAUUGAGUGUAAGUUGCGGGGGCCUGGGACUUACAGUAUUGAGACUGGCUGCUUCACUCAUAGAGCCAUGGAGAAUAAGAUGAAGGGGCCGAACUGGGAGAGGGCUCAGGACGUCUCCAAGCUGGCCUCCAUACCACACGUGCUCUACAAGAAUCAAUGGGAGCACAAGAGAGAACUAACUGAGCUGUUGGGCCCGGGCAAAUACAUGAUCAAGGACUUUAUGGAGGAGAUGAACUAUAAACCUUGUAGCAGUCGCGGGGUGUGUCAGUCAGGAGAGUCUCGCCUCAUCAAGGAGAACAAGUCCCACACAUCACUACCAGGACCAGGCACGUACGGUAAAGGGGGAGUACCGUGGGCAGGCCUGGAAGACAAACGCAAACAGUCGGCCAGUACAGUGGGCAUGCUUGAUGCUGGGGGCUCAAAGCUCUCCUCACAGGUCACUGGUAGCAACCUAGCCCCAGGACAGUACAAGUGCAAUAGCUCCAUUGACUCUGUACUUAACAAGACCACAGGUAUAAGAGGACCUUAUGAUCUGUACACUGGAGAUAGGUACAAGGUCACCAAGAGAGUGGUACAAACGAGGCAUUUGGCACCUGGGAAAUAUGAUUUGAAAAUGUUUACAGAUGAUCUAAAAGACCACCACCACAAAAAACACGGCAAAUUCUCCACCCUGCCGCAAUGUCCUGAUCCACCCACCCAGCGAAUAUACUUCAGCACACUCAAUCAAUGUCCGAGAAAAAAGGGUGAGCCUGGACCAGGUGACUACGAGAUGAGGCGGAGGAGAUGCAAGAGUGCCCCUGGUCGUUACCCCUUUAGCUCAUCCACUCAAAGACAACAAAGCCACUUCGCUGGCAGUAUGAACCCGGUUGGAGCUGGUCAGUACGACAUCAAUCGCUGCCAUGAGAAUAGACAUGUCAAUGCCAACAUGAGUGUGUUUGUGUCUGGGACUCCCAGACUCCCUAGGCAAGGGAACUCUUCAAGAGAACUGUUACUUAAUGAAAGGCUACACCCCAAAGCUGUGGUGGUACCCAAAGCUGUUGUGGUACCACCACUGAACGAUAAACCAAUUAUAGUCGUAUCUAGCUGAGCAGUCACAUGCAAUCAUGUAUGUAUGUAUUAUUAUGUCUGUGUUGUACGUGAGAACUAUUCUAUUAAUAAAUUGUUAUUACUGUGA
Halichondria panicea is the source of this 1402-nucleotide messenger RNA. Its product is annotated as ciliary microtubule-associated protein 2-like. The transcript is spliced from 9 exons. The record is from RefSeq and is a predicted model, not a curated record. Bases 98 to 1315 code for a protein of 405 amino acids. NCBI's taxonomy places the organism in Eukaryota, Metazoa, Porifera, Demospongiae, Suberitida, Halichondriidae.